CGUUGGUAACACCAUCAGAAGGGAUGAGAGCGAAUUCUAGUUUCUUUUCUCUCUAAACAUUCUGGUCUUCUUCUUCUGCCUUCACGCGUCAUUUCACACAGCGGAAUCGUUUGGGUUUCUUUAUUUCCCUUCCAGUUGGGAUUCUUUGCAUUUGUACUCUUAACGUCCACGCUUAGUCGUACAUUCGCCACCAUCUCGAUCCCCAUGUGCAUUUAAACCCAGCAAAAGGGGAAAAGAAAACCACAAAUCAUACUGGAAUCAUAACCAAAAAGCGGACGAACAUCUGGAGUAACCAUGGCUCCCGGCCUCGUUAUUCCGGACCCCGCGGUCCCAGACCAGCAAUCGCACUCCCUCUCCUCCCUUACAUCCACCUACGACGACACCCUCCGCUUCUACCUCAACGGCACAAAAGUCGUCCUCGACGAUGCAGACCCGGAAGUCACGCUGCUCGAAUACCUGCGCGGCAUAGGGCUCACGGGCACGAAGCUGGGCUGCGCGGAGGGCGGCUGCGGCGCCUGCACGGUCGUCGUCUCGCAGUUCAAUCCCACGACCAAGGAGAUCUACCACGCGAGUGUGAACGCCUGCCUCGCGCCCCUGGUGAGCGUCGAUGGUAAGCAUGUCAUCACGGUCGAGGGCAUCGGGAACGUAAAGAGGCCGCAUCCUGCGCAGGAGAGGAUUGCGAAGGGGAAUGGGAGUCAGUGUGGGUUUUGUACGCCGGGUAUUGUCAUGAGCCUGUACGCUCUUCUGCGAAAUAACGAAGCUCCCAGCGAACACGAUGUCGAAGAAGCGUUCGACGGCAACCUCUGCCGAUGCACAGGAUACAGGCCGAUUCUAGAUGCUGCACAGAGCUUCAGCGUGAAGAAGGGCUGCGGGCAAGCGACUGCGACCGGCGGAGGUGGAUGCUGCAUGGAGAAGAACGGCAAUGGAGGCGGCUGUUGCAAGAGCGGCGGUUCCGAUGGAGGAGAAGUGCAACCCAUUAAACGAUUCACUCCCCCAGGAUUCAUCGAAUACAAACCGGACACUGAGCUCAUUUUCCCUCCGUCCCUGCGCAAGUACGAUUUCAAGCCGCUCGCGUUUGGAAACAAGAGGAAGAGGUGGUAUAGGCCGGUGACUCUACAGCAAUUGCUCGAGAUCAAGAGUGUGUAUCCUUCCGCUAAAGUCAUCGGUGGCAGCACAGAAACACAGAUCGAGACAAAGUUCAAGGGAUUGAACUACACCGCUUCGGUUUUCGUCGGCGACAUCGCAGAGCUGAGGCAAUACUCUUUCAAAGACGACUACCUAGAAAUAGGAGGAAACGUCGUCUUGACGGAUCUAGAGAAGAUAUGCAAGGAGGCCAUCGACCACUACGGAGAGACUCGGGGUCAGCCCUUCGCCGCGAUCCUAAAGCAGAUCCGUUACUUCGCUGGUCGCCAGAUCCGGAACGUGGGUACGCCAGCAGGAAACUUGGCUACGGCCUCCCCGAUCUCAGAUCUGAACCCCGUGUUCGUUGCGAGUAACACGACGCUCGUCGCGAAGAGCCUGGACAAGACGACCGAGAUCCCAAUGUCGACAUUCUUCAAAGGCUACAGACAGACUGCGCUUCCGCCGGACGGGAUCGUCGCGAGUCUGAGGAUCCCCGUGGCGAGCGAGAAGGGCGAAUUCAUGCGUGCGUACAAGCAGGCGAAGAGGAAAGAUGACGAUAUCGCGAUCGUGAAUGCUGCCCUGCGGGUGUCGCUCGGGGAGGACGAUGUGGUGGAAAGCGUAGAUCUUGUGUAUGGUGGUAUGGCGCCGACGACCAUCGCUGCAAAGAAGGCAAUGGAGUUCCUCCAAGGGAAGAAGUUCACUGAGCUCAAGACGCUCGAAGGUGUCAUGGAUGCCCUCGAGGAGGACUUCGAUCUCAGGUUCGGGGUGCCUGGUGGCAUGGCGACGUAUCGGAAGUCGCUUGCACUCAGCUUCUUCUACAAGUUUUACCACGAAGUCCUUGGCUCACUGCAUACUAAAGAAGUGGAUGUCGAUACCCAGGCUGUCGGCGAGAUCGAGAGAGAAAUUUCCGUCGGAGCUAAGGACCACAAGGUUGCGGAGGCGUACGAGCAGAAGAUUCUCGGAAAGGAACGACCGCAUGUUGCCGCGCUGAAACAAACCACUGGAGAAGCACAGUACACGGACGACAUACCCGUGCAGAAGAACGAACUCUAUGGAUGCCUGGUGCUUUCUACGAAAGCACAUGCUAAACUGUUGAGCGUAGAUCCAGAGCCUGCGUUGGACCUUCCAGGAGUCGCAGCAUGGGUGGACCACCGGGAUCUUCCAUCUCCAGAGGCCAACUGGUGGGGAGCACCUAAUUGCGAUGAGCUGUUCUUCGCCGUUGACGAAGUUGUCACCGCCGGGCAGCCCAUAGGAAUCAUCCUUGCCGAUACUGCCAAACGUGCAGAGCAAGCAGCCCGCGCAGUCAAAGUCGAGUAUGAGGAUCUGCCCGCGAUCUUCACCAUCGAAGAAGCUAUCGAGAAAGAAAGUUACUUCCCGCACUUCCGAUAUAUCAAGAAUGGAGAUCCAGACAAGGCUUUCGCUGAGGCAGACCAUGUCAUCACUGGUAUUGCACGCAUGGGCGGCCAGGAGCACUUCUACCUCGAGACGCAGGCUUGCGUUGCCAUUCCCAAGCUUGAGGAUGGUGAGAUGGAAGUGUUCAGCAGCACACAAAACCCGACCGAGACUCAGGCAUACGUUUCGAAGGUCACGGGCGUCGCUGCAAACAAGAUCGUGUCCCGUGUCAAGCGCAUGGGAGGUGGGUUUGGAGGAAAGGAGACGAGGUCAAUACAGCUUGCGGGUAUUGUGGCGUGUGCUGCGAAUAAGGUUCGACGACCGGUGAGGUGCAUGCUGAAUCGAGACGAAGAUAUCAUAACGUCUGGACAACGCCAUCCUUUCCUUGCGCGGUGGAAGGUAGCCGUCAACAAUGAUGGAAGGUUGCAGGCCCUAGACGCAGACGUCUUCUGCAAUGGCGGUUGCACUCAAGAUCUCUCAGGUGCCGUCGUCGAACGGUCAUUGUCACAUAUCGACAAUGUUUAUUCGAUACCAAACAUUCACGUCAGGGGACGGGUAGCAAAGACGAACACAGUAUCAAACACAGCUUUCCGAGGGUUUGGCGGUCCCCAAGGCAUGUUCAUUGCAGAGACGUAUAUGGAGGAAGUAGCAGAUCACCUCAAGAUCCCUGUGGAAAGACUCAGGGAGAUCAACAUGUACGGACCCAACACCAGCAUGACGACACAUUUCAACCAGACGAUGAAGGAUUGGUUUGUACCACUCAUGUACAAGCAAGUCAUGGAUGAGAGCGAAUACAGUCGCAGACGGCAGGAAAUUGAGGAGUUCAACAAGACACACAAAUGGAACAAGAGGGGUCUAGCCAUCAUCCCUACGAAGUUUGGUAUCUCCUUCACAGCACUGUUCCUCAAUCAAGCAGGCGCCCUCGUACAUAUCUACCACGACGGAUCCGUCCUUGUAGCCCACGGUGGCACUGAGAUGGGCCAGGGACUACACACCAAGAUGAUAAUGAUCGCAGCCGAAGCACUCAAAGUGCCCCAGGACAACGUCUUCAUCUCGGAAACAGCAACCAACACCGUAGCCAACACCUCCUCAACCGCCGCCUCCGCCUCCUCCGAUCUCAACGGCUACGCCAUCUGGAAUGCCUGCGAACAACUCAAUGAGCGCCUCCAGCCAUACCGCGAGAAACUCGGUCCCGACGCAACCAUGAAAGACAUCGCCCACGCCGCCUACUUCGACCGCGUGAACCUCUCCGCCCAAGGGUUCUACAAAACCCCCGACAUCGGGUACGUCUGGGGCGAGAACACAGGUCAAAUGUUCUUCUACUUCACGCAGGGCGUGGCCGCGGCGGAAGUCGAGAUCGACACGCUGACGGGCGACUUCACGUGCCGGCGCGCGGACAUCAAGAUGGACGUCGGCCGCAGCAUCAACCCCAGCAUCGACUACGGGCAGAUCGAGGGCGCCUUCGUCCAGGGCCAGGGCCUCUUCACCAUCGAAGAGAGCCUCUGGCACCGCGCCAGCGGCCAGAUCUUCACGAAGGGACCCGGCGCUUACAAGAUCCCGGGAUUCAGGGACAUCCCCCAGGUCUUCAAUGUCAGUCUCCUCAAGGACGUCCAGUGGGAGAAUUUGAGAACCAUCCAGAGGAGUAGGGGUGUUGGUGAACCCCCACUCUUCAUGGGCAGCGUCGUCUUCUUCGCCAUCCGCGACGCCCUCAAGGCCGCACGAGCAGAGUUCGGCGAGCACGACGUCCUCAAGCUGCAGAGUCCCGCUACCCCCGAGAGGAUCAGGAUCUCGUGCGCCGAUCCGAUUCUCAAGAGGGCUUGGGUGGAGCCGAAGGAGGGGGAGAAGAGCUUCUUUGUUGCUAUUUGAUGAUGUUGCUUUUGUUUUGAGUUUGGGGUCUAUGAGUGUCUUUUUGGGGAUCAAGGGAAGUGGGCAAAUGGAUAUACGGGAAUUCUUUGGACAGUCAAAAUUUCUGGCAAGAUACCAUGCAUACGUAACCG
Molecule: messenger RNA, 4511 nt
Organism: Aaosphaeria arxii CBS 175.79
Lineage: Eukaryota; Fungi; Ascomycota; Dothideomycetes; Pleosporales
Product: xanthine dehydrogenase
Exons: 3
Coding region: 295-4380 (1361 amino acids)
Molecular function (GO): 2 iron, 2 sulfur cluster binding; iron ion binding; FAD binding
Source: RefSeq, a predicted model, not a curated record